Fusarium mangiferae is the source of this 711-nucleotide messenger RNA. RefSeq lists its product as uncharacterized. The coding region runs from base 1 to 711 and encodes 236 amino acids. The transcript has a single exon. NCBI's taxonomy places the organism in Eukaryota, Fungi, Ascomycota, Sordariomycetes, Hypocreales, Nectriaceae. Gene Ontology annotation, molecular function: carotenoid dioxygenase activity. The record is from RefSeq and is a predicted model, not a curated record. Gene Ontology annotation, biological process: carotene catabolic process.
AUGAUAGCCAAUUACAUUAUUCUCGUCCCGCGGCCAUUUGAGGCCCAUUUGGACAGAAUUGAGUCUGGCGGUCCACAUUGGCUGUUUAGCUACGAUCGUCCUGCUACGUUCAUUGUCGUACCAAGGAGGCCUGACGCUCUGCCAUCGGGCUGGAGCAAGGGCGAGUCACGGGUCUAUCACUGGAAAAACUCUACUGCCAUUCACACCGCUGGGUCUUGGGAAGACGAGGAUGGGAAGCUUUACUUUGAGAGCUCUCGAGUUCUCUAUAAUAUCCUUCCCUGGUUUGAACCCCCAGGGGAGCCUGACGUGAGAGAUCUGAAAGCCGACUAUGUUCGCUGGGAGAUCGAUGUCAAUCAACCGAGCGGGACCAAAGUGAAAGAUCCGGAAGUCAUCCUCGAUCUCCCAAGUGAGUUUGCUUGUAUGGAUGAAAAGUUUCUUACGCGUCCGUACGACCGCAUAUUCGCACCCGUGUUGCUACCCUAUCGACCAAAUACUGCACCGCCAGUUGUGCCGCUAUGCCUGAAUGGCUAUGUUAUGCUUGAGAAAGAGAGUAACCGCUGUACCUUUUUCGAUCCAGGGUCUCAUGCUGUAGCUGAAGAACCAAUCUUUAUACCUCGUUCUAAGGGUGCUACCGAGGGAGAUGGGUGGGUAUUGGCCAUGGUUCAGAGAACGGAUGUCAACCGUAGUGAACCUGAUUGUGUUGGAUACUAG